UAUUCCACUUUCGUAACAAAAACCUGGAAGCGUGCAAUUGCUUGUCUGAGCAUGCCGCUCUGGAGCGGAGAGAAGAAGCCGCCGGUUUCGUCUGCUCGUGAUUUCAGCGAGCGAGAUCCAUUAUUCUCCGUCGGAAUUAUACAUUCGAAACCCUAAUUUGUUUUUGUUUCCGUUUUCUUGUACAUCUUCCCUCGGCAAGUAGGAAAUCAUGCAUUCGAUAAUGAAUUAAGUAUCCUUUUAUAUUAUGUGCUGAUCAAUCUCUCUCUGUGAGUUUUGUUUUUCGGUACUAAGAAACCAAGGUUGGAUUGGGAUGGCGACGGCUACUGAUUAUUCGUCUAAUCACCGUUCGCCUAAGGGAACAGGUUAUACCGGCGAUAAUCUCAACAGCCCUGAGUUACGGCGGAGGAAUCUUCGGUCUCCGUGGGCACAAGUCGUCCGAGGUGAGCCUGAAUCGAUCUCACCCGUCGAUCAGUCUCCGUUGUCAUCGUCAUCAUCGCUGUCUUCGCUGGCGGCUUCUGCAACCGAAACCCCCUCUACUGCUUCACCGCCCGCCGAUAACUUCACAUCCUCGGAGAACCACGAUGCAAGUGACGGCGGCAAUGCAACGGCUCCGACGAGGAAGCCGGCUUGGAACAAGCCUUCCAAUGGCGUCGUUGAUGCUGGUCCUGUAAUGGGGGCAGAUUCUUGGCCUGCUCUCUCGGACUCCGCUAGGGCUUCACCUAAAUUAGCAGUCGAUUCUCCUGUCAAGCCCACCAUCGAAGUGUCAGUGCCCCCUUCUCAGGGAUCUAUUAAUGUAACCCCUCAGCGGCAAGCUACAAAUAAUGCCAAAUCAAACCCAAGUCCAAAGCAUCCAGUGGCUGCUCGACAAAGAUCGUCAAAGCGCGGUGGUGGUGGUGGCACCUCAGUAGGAGGACCUGCACGAGGAGACUUUUUCCGAGCUCCACCGCCUCCACCACCACCUUUUCCUGUAUUUCACAUUCCUGCAAGUAGUUACUGUAAUUUGCUACCAGCAAUUCCUGAUCCUUCUCCUGGAGAACCAUUGUUUGGGAGCAAUAAUUGGGAUCCACGGGCAGUUGCAGGCUUUGUGCCUCAAACUAAUUUUACUACUGACCACCGUAACUUCUUUCCUAGGGGGAAUUUCACCUAUCAUCCUCGUGGUGAUGGUCACUACCACAAUAACCGUGGUGGAAAGCGUGAUCAAGAUCGUCGUCGAAUAUAUUCUAAUGCUCGAGAUGUUCAUUUUCAGCAGCACAGGGCAGCUCCUAUUAGAGGCUUUAUGAGGCCUUCGCCAGCUUACACUUCUCAGUUUCCCCAGCCUGUCAGACCUCAUGCGAACCCUAUGCCUCCACCUGAGUUUGUGUACGUCCCUACAUUGCCCUUGGAGCCUUAUAGAGGCAUCCCAUUCAUGCCGCGACCUGUAAUGUACCAUUCUGCUGUAGAUCCCUCUCUAUCUGCAUCGAUAGUUCAACAGAUUGAAUAUUAUUUCAGCGAUGAUAAUUUGAUAACAGACACCUUUUUAAGGUCCUGGAUGGACGAUCAAGGCUGGGUUCCGAUUUCUCUAAUAGCUGCUUUUCCUCGAGUAAAGAAGCUGACAAACAAUAUCCAAAUUGUGGUAGAAUCAUUAAGAACAUCAACUUUCGUGGAAAUGCAAGAUAAUAGGAUCAGAAGGCGAAACGGGUGGAAGAGAUUUGCAACAAAUCCCAACUGGCUUAGAACUGAUUUGUCCUCUUCUUCUCCAAGUGGAUCAAUUUAUGAUAAUCUGGCAACUUCGUUUCAAAGGAUCAGAGUGGAUGAAUGCACGAACCAAAGUAUUACAAGUGAUAGCGAUCCAUCACAUAAUACUGGGAGUGCUACUGAGAUACGAUCUUUCGAGCCAGCUGAUAGUUCAGAACUUAUUAAUGGGGAGGUUAAUCAGGAUGUUCAGACUGAUAUCUGAUCGAUUUUGUUCUCCCAAAGAUUCUAGCACACUCUGCUUAGGAUAGAUUACGUCUAUUUACAAAGGGUCUGGCUGCUAACUCUCUCUUUCUCCAUGUGUCAUGCCAUUUGUUGUCAUGCUCAUUUUGGCAGUUUUAAGAGGCUAGUUUUUGGGGUUACGAAGAAUAUUUAUAUAUUACUCCAAACAUAAAAGAAUAGAAGUUUAGAUUGGGAGAUCUAAUCUUGAGGGGUUUUUUUUUUUUUUUUUUGGAUAUAUUGGAUCAUUUAGUUUCGGUAUACGUCUAGUUGUUUACAUUCUCAAUGUUUCUCGUUCUUUUUGGGUGACAUUAGUGACUGAAGUAUAUAGCAUUUAUUGAACUAGUUUCUGAAUCUGCAAUGACCAUAUAUAUUUAUUUUGAGAGAAA
Momordica charantia (bitter melon) is the source of this 2339-nucleotide messenger RNA. RefSeq names its product la-related protein 1C. Lineage: Eukaryota; Viridiplantae; Streptophyta; Magnoliopsida; Cucurbitales; Cucurbitaceae. The record is from RefSeq and is a predicted model, not a curated record. Gene Ontology annotation, molecular function: RNA binding.